Paramecium pentaurelia is the source of this 468-nucleotide messenger RNA. Lineage: Eukaryota; Ciliophora; Oligohymenophorea; Peniculida; Parameciidae. The record is from the annotation of a GenBank genome assembly.
AUGUUUUUCUCAGAAAGGAAUAAACAAAGCAUUCUAUUUUAAAGAAAAUACAAGCCCAUUUCGUUGUCUUAAGUUUUGCAAAAACCACUUAUAGUUAAAUCUUUACCUCCUAUUUAUCUUUCGCCUGCAUAAAAGAGAUCAUAAUAAAAACCAUUAAAAUUAGAUAAUUGUUUAUCUUAAAGACCUUCAUAACCUUAAAUUAUCAAUAAAUUUUAAGGUAUUGGAGCAGUAGGUCUAUCAUUUAAUCCCAUCGAAAAGGAACCUCUAUAAUAAUAAUAUGCUUUAAUGAGCAGUAAAAAACUUGCUAUUUAGGUCUCAAAAAAGUUUAAUAUUCAUAGAAAAAUUAAUAUAAAACAUAUAGAAAAUCAAUCUUAGAAAUAUUAUACGGAAGCUUAAGUUGACAAAGUAAAUAAAUGGUCAUAAACUACAUUUGAUGAGGAAUAAUUAUUAGAAUACUUAAAUACUUGA